ACAUCAUGAACAUAUUCAUUCCAAGGGUCUGAAGAUUCCUCUGUACAUGAUUCAGCUCUACAAGACUGUUAUCAUGAGCAAUGACACUGAGUCAUCCAUGCUGGCACAUCCAGUCCUCUGGGAAUCCGAUUCAGUACUAGGUCUUACUGCAAAACACUGCUCUGAAAAGGAUAAUAUUUGGGAAAUUUCAUUUGACAUGACAUCAAUUGAAGCGAACAAUGAGCUGAAGCUGGCUGAACUAAGGAUACUACCAUCACCUUUUAAAGACUUCAGCAACGUGACACUUAACAUUUACCAUGGCACAGAUGGUAGCAAUAAGACCUUUGUUGGUUCAUUACAGUCCACUUCAACUAUAACUCCAUAUUCCACAUGGAAAGCAUAUAACCUGACAAACAUCAUUUGGAACUACCUUUACCAACCUGAAACUGCCAGUAAAGCAUCAAAAAAGGUCAAAGAUCCAUCAGGUGGUAGUAUGAGCUAUAAAUGUAAUGGAGUAGCAACUGAAAGGAUCACGCUGGUGGUGUUUUCAAAGAACAGACAGUCUCUCAAUCUCUAUGGGUCUCCAAGCAUCAUGAAGGAUGUUGAAUCCUCGAAGUAUGUCAAAGCAGAGAUUGAUACCAUUAGGAAAACCAACAAUAAAAGACACCGUAGAAGCUGGGAUGCAGAAAAAAGCAUCAUUAGAGACAGUAUUCCCUUCACACCUAAAGAAAAUGAAAAACUCUGUAGGAAAGUGGACAUGCUUUUGGAUUUUGAUGUACUUGGGUGGGGAGGGCAGAUUGUCUACCCCAAAAUAUAUAUAAUGCCUACAGAUGUGAGGGAUCCUGUCCUGUACCUCUGAAUGAAUUUUUUAAACCAUCAAAUCAUGCCUACAUGAAG
Staurois parvus is the source of this 876-nucleotide messenger RNA. NCBI's taxonomy places the organism in Eukaryota, Metazoa, Chordata, Amphibia, Anura, Ranidae. The record is from the annotation of a GenBank genome assembly.